Phyllostomus discolor (pale spear-nosed bat) is the source of this 651-nucleotide messenger RNA. Its product is annotated as peptidyl-prolyl cis-trans isomerase A-like. Gene Ontology annotation, molecular function: peptidyl-prolyl cis-trans isomerase activity. NCBI's taxonomy places the organism in Eukaryota, Metazoa, Chordata, Mammalia, Chiroptera, Phyllostomidae. The record is from RefSeq and is a predicted model, not a curated record. Gene Ontology annotation, biological process: protein folding; protein peptidyl-prolyl isomerization.
AUGGGGGUCCAAUUGGAAACCGUGGUGCAUCAGGAUGACGCCCCAACCAAAUGGACUACCCAGCCAGAACCAUUCUGUUUUUCAAAUGCAGGCACAUGGGCUAGCACUCCACUGCCACCUCGGACCUUCCUGCAUCUGGCCAUAGACAACCCCACCAUGCUCUUCAGCAUUGCUGCUGACCACAAGCCUUUGGGCUGUAUCUCCUUCAAGCUGUUUGCAGACAAAGUUCCAACGAAAGAAAACUUUCCUGCUCUGAGCGUUGGGGAGAAAGGAUUUAGUUAUAAAGCCUCCUGCUUUCACAGAAUUAUUCCACGAUUUAUGUGCCAGGGUGGUGACUUCUCCCACGCUACAACAGCCACAGGCAGCAAGUCCAUCUACGGGGAGAAAUUUGAUGAUGAGAAUUUCAUCCCGAAGCACACAGGUCCUGGCAUCUUGUCCAUGGUAAAUGCUGGACCCAACACAAACUGUUCCCAGUUUUUCAUCUGCACUGCCAAGACUGAGUGGCUGGAUGGCAAGCAUGUAUACUUCAGCCAGGUAGAAGAAGGCAUGGAUGUUGUGACAACCAUGGAGCUCUACGGGUCCAGGAAUAGCAAAACCAGCAAGAAAAUCACCAUUACUGACUAUGAACAACUCUAAUAAAUUUGACCUGUG